GUCAUUUUCUAUUGGUCCGUACAGUACAGACACUACUCAACAAACAAGAUAGGCUGAAUCACUGUCGGGAUGGAUGCAGCUACUCUCACAUAUGACUCAUUGCGCUUUGGAGAGAUCGAAGAUUUCCCAGAGACCUCAGAGCCUGUCUGGAUUUUGGGAAAGCAUUUCAGCGGACUAACAGAGAAAGAUGAGAUUCUGGCUGACGUCACUUCACGUUUGUGGUUCACUUAUAGAAAGAACUUCCACCCAAUCGGUGGCACUGGGCCCACUUCAGACACUGGCUGGGGCUGCAUGCUCCGAUGUGGGCAGAUGAUUCUUGGGGAGGCCUUGAUCUUCAGGCACUUGGGUAGAGACUGGAGAUGGAGUCCAGGUCAGCGGCAGAGAGCGGAAUAUAUCAGUAUCCUCAAUGCCUUCAUUGACAAGAAGGACAGCUUUUAUUCCAUUCAUCAAAUAGCUCAGAUGGGUGUAGGUGAGGGCAAGGGGAUAGGCCAGUGGUAUGGUCCUAACACAGUGGCACAGGUACUCAAGAAACUGGCAGUUUUUGACUCCUGGAGCCGACUGGCAGUUCAUGUAGCUAUGGACAAUACUGUGGUCAUAGAGGAAAUCAAGAGGUUGUGUAUGCCAUGGCUGGACUUUGAUAGGGGAGCAUGUGCAGCUUCUGAAGAGCCUCGGGAGAUGAAUGGAGAUCUGGAGGGGGCUUGUGCUCUGGCAGACGAAGAGACUGCUCUGUGGAAACCUCUUGUUCUUCUGAUUCCUCUAAGACUGGGCCUUAGUGACAUCAACGAAGCCUACAUUGAACCACUCAAGCAAUGCUUCAUGAUGCCUCAGUCUUUAGGAGUAAUAGGUGGCAAGCCGAACAGCGCUCACUACUUUAUUGGCUUUGUAGGUGAUGAGCUGAUUUAUCUAGACCCCCAUACCACACAACCAGCUGUGGAACCGAGUGAAGAUGGUCAGUUCCCAGACGACUCCUACCACUGCCAGCAUCCUCCCUGCCGAAUGCAUAUCUGUGAGCUUGACCCCUCCAUUGCUGCUGGCUUCUUUUGUCAAACAGAGGAUGAUUUUGAUGACUGGUGUGCACAGAUUCGUAAGGUUUCAAACUGUAGAGGUCUUCCUAUGUUUGAAUUAGUGGACAGUCAGCCAUCCCAUCUAACUAGUGCCGAUGUACUUAAUCUCACUCCAGAAUUCUCUGAUUCAGACCGGCUCGAACGUUUCUUCGAUUCUGAAGAUGAAGAGUUCGAAAUCCUGUCUUUGUGAAGAAAGAUUACUUUUGCAAGACUUUCAGAAUACUGUGGUAGAACCUCCUAAGAGGACAGAGGAGUGAGAGAAGAGAAAUACCACUGAUGAGUGUGGUAUUUGGUGGCAUAUUCACAGCUUUCUUCUUAAACUGCUAAACUGAUUGUCCUGUGUCAAUUGAGUGAGCCAAGGUCAAGGGUCACAGGCACUCAGGAUCAUCACUAUGUGCUUUGUCGCAUUUUAUGUGUAUCCAUAUUGAGUCUUAACACUAUAGAUUUAUUUUCAAGUUUUAUGGUGCCUUUUUACCAUCUUAACUUAACCACAGGUUUGCCAUAACACACUUUUUGGUUUUGGUUGAGAGCACUGCUUAUUGGAUCUGAUUAGGCAUUUACUCUCAACCAAUGAAAGUCAGUGAGAUUUUGGACCUGUAUCGACUUGUAAAUGGCAACCAAGGAAGGUUGAGCAUUUACAGACUGGGUAGGUUGUGUAAUUAUACAGAACUUUUUUUCUUCAUGUUAAUAAUCUCUGUACACAUGUUUAUUUUAUGAGUAUUUAUUUAAUCAAUAAAUGUAAAAAUACA
Messenger RNA from Myxocyprinus asiaticus (Chinese sucker), 1813 nucleotides. RefSeq names its product cysteine protease ATG4B. Gene Ontology annotation, molecular function: protein-phosphatidylethanolamide deconjugating activity. Lineage: Eukaryota; Metazoa; Chordata; Actinopteri; Cypriniformes; Catostomidae. The transcript has 13 exons. The record is from RefSeq and is a predicted model, not a curated record. Bases 70 to 1254 code for a protein of 394 amino acids.